GUUAGGUAGUCAGCUAGCUUGGCAACUAUCAGCGAUAAAGGUUGGUACGAACGGGACCGCUGAACCACAAUUAUUGUGAUUGGAAAAACAGACAUGUUUUGAUUACAGGAUGGACUCCUGUGGUCCUGGCCUCCAGUAGGACGGUGCAGCGGUGAGCAGCCUUGGAAACGCUAAGAAAGGAUGCGAGGCUCAGACGGAGCAAGGGAUUCUGGGACAGAACUGUGCGCUGUGAUCCUUGACACGGCCGACCGCUGGAUGCUGAGGAGGAGAGAGGGAGGAGGAGGUCCGUCAUCACCCGCUCCGAGGCUCGCCCUCUUAGGCAGACACAGGCGACGCGUCUGACGGCUUCAGCCACACACACGUACAGCCACCUACCGAACCCUAGAGCCGAGAGCGCGAGGCGGGGGGGGGGUCAAGGGUCAACCAUGAACAUCCUGUCGCCCAUCGUGACGUUCCAGAACCUGCACGAGGUGCGGCGCCUGUGCCACUGGGGCCCGGUGGUGGCGCUGUCCGUCAUCGCCAUGUGCUCCUCCAUGGCCGUGCUGGACUCCAUCAUCUGGUACUGGCCGCUGGACACCACCGGCGGGAGCAUCAACUUCAUCAUGCUCAUCAACUGGAGCGUCCUCAUCCUCUACAACUACUUCAACGCCAUGUUCCUGGGGCCCGGGCGCAUCCCACUGGAAUGGAAACCGGAUAACCAGCAGGACACGGCGUAUCUACAGUUCUGCAGACUGUGUCAGGGCUACAAGGCCCCCCGCUCCCACCACUGCCGCAAGUGUGACAGGUGCGUGAUGAAGAUGGAUCACCAUUGCCCCUGGAUCAAUAACUGCUGCGGGCACCACAACCACGCCUACUUCACCAGCUUCCUGCUGCUGGCCCCCCUCGGAUGCAUCCACGCCGCAUUCAUCUUCAUCAUGACCAUGUACACGGAGCUCUACGACCGCGUCUCGUUUGGAUGGAGCUCGGUGAAGAUUGACAUGGGCGCCGUGAGACGCGUUCACCAUCCCAUAAUGCCCUUUGGCGUGGCGCCGUUCGCAGCGACUCUCUUCGCACUGGGAUUGGCUCUUGGUACAACUAUCGCCGUGGGGAUGCUCUUCGUCAUACAGAUGAAGGUGAUUCUCCGGAACAAGACCUCCGUUGAGGUGUGGAUUGAGGAAAAGGCCCGUGACCGGAUCCAGUACUACCAGACAGGCGAGGAGUUCAUCUUCCCCUACGACCUGGGCAGCCGCUGGGAGAACUUCAAGCAGGUGUUCACCUGGUCCGGCUCACCUGAGGGGGACGGCAUAGAGUGGCCCAUCCACGAGAAGUGCCAUCAGUACACACUCACCGUGGAACAGCUGAAACAGAAGGCAGACAAGCGUGUGAGGAGUGUGCAGUACCGGGCGGUGGAGGACUAUAACGGGGCCUGCUGUCCGACGGGGAAAGGCUUCAACACGUUCCUGCGCACGCCCUGCAGUGAGGAGCCACGCAUCACACUCAUCAAGGGGGAGACCAUCUACGCCACACGUGGGACAAAGUGGUGGAUGUAUGGAGACAAAGUCUUGACUGAAGAACAGGCUAAAGCUGGUGCUCGGGUACGAGGCUGGUUUCCACGGCAAUGCGUGGAGAAGUGUCACUAUGACACAGCCAACAACUCUGCCCCGCCCGAGGAGAAGAAGGAGCAGUGACAAGCCAACACUGAUGUGUGUGUGUGUGUGUGUGUGUGUGUGUGUG
Clupea harengus (Atlantic herring) is the source of this 1713-nucleotide messenger RNA. It is a transcript of the gene zdhhc6, whose product is annotated as zDHHC palmitoyltransferase 6. Gene Ontology annotation, molecular function: palmitoyltransferase activity; protein binding. Lineage: Eukaryota; Metazoa; Chordata; Actinopteri; Clupeiformes; Clupeidae. The record is from RefSeq and is a predicted model, not a curated record.